Momordica charantia (bitter melon) is the source of this 1029-nucleotide messenger RNA. Its product is annotated as pfkB-like carbohydrate kinase family protein. Gene Ontology annotation, biological process: D-ribose metabolic process. NCBI's taxonomy places the organism in Eukaryota, Viridiplantae, Streptophyta, Magnoliopsida, Cucurbitales, Cucurbitaceae. Gene Ontology annotation, molecular function: ribokinase activity. The record is from RefSeq and is a predicted model, not a curated record.
CGUAUCCCACUUACUUUGUGGGUCAGGUGGGGGAGGAUGCUCAUGGGAAAUUGAUUACGGCGGCGCUUGAGGACGGUGGCGUCCGGCUCGAUCAUCUGGCUACGGUGAUGGCGGCGCCGACGGGGCACGCCGUGGUGAUGCUUCAGUCUGGUGGGCAGAAUUCUAUCAUCAUUGUUGGCGGCGCUAACAUGAAUUGUUGGCCUGAGAGGUUAUCUGAUGAAGAUUUGGAGGUUAUAAGAACUGCUGGGAUUGUUCUGCUUCAGAGGGAGAUUCCAGAUUCAGUCAAUAUCCAAGUUGCAAAGCUGCAGGCCGCCAGGAGUGCUGGGGUUCCUGUAAUUUUAGAUGCAGGAGGAGUCGACGCUCCCAUCCCACAGGAACUGCUUGACCAUGUCGAUAUUUUCAGUCCAAAUGAAAGUGAGCUAAGUCGUUUAACGGGAUGCCCAACGGAAAGCUUUGAACAGAUUAAACAAGCUGUGGAAAAAUGCUAUCAAAUGGGUGUCAAGCAAGUUCUCGUGAAACUUGGGGCCAAAGGUUCUGCUUUGUUUUCUCAAGGGGAAGAACCAAUCAAACAGCCCAUUAUAUCAGCCGCGAAAGUAAUCGAUACUACCGGAGCCGGUGAUACUUUCACCGCGUCAUUUGCCGUGGCGCUCGUCGAAGGCAAGUCAAAGAAGGAAUGCCUGAAAUUUGCCGCUGCUGCAGCCUCACUCUGUGUUCAAGUAAAGGGAGCCAUUCCCAGCAUGCCUGAUAGGAAAUCAGUGUUGAAUCUCCUCCAGUCUGUUUGAGACUAUUUUUUUACGGCCAAGUAAUUUUCUCCAUGUGUAUAAUAAAUAAUUUAAACUUUUUGAGUUAUAUAAGAACAUAUCCUUGGACUUACAAAUAUGCCCUUCAGCUUUUCUUUUACUUUUUUUUUUCUCCCUUCCCUUUUUUUUCUGUGAGGGGUUGCUUUGGCACAUCCACCCAUUGUAAGAACUAUAGAAUAAGAAAAUGAAAAUUUUAAAAUCAAGUCUAUAUUUGAUGGGUGAGUUUGUU